AUGCCUUUUCAUGCCUGCGAGACAGAAUUCCAAAUGUUCCUUCUGACACAAAGUUAUCCAAGGACCUCUAUCCUGGAUUUUUUACUCACGUCUACCAAAUGUUUUUUAUCCUCGAUAAAAACGUUGAAGUUGGCAAUUUUGUACAUUAACUACUUGGUGGACGUAUUGGAUGGAGAUCAAGAACCCAAAGGCGGAUUCCAGGCGGAACUUAAGCUACCGAACCGAAAAGCCUAUAAUAAUGAAUCGAAACAAAUCAAUGAGAAUGUUUAUCUAUCUGCAAAGGGUCGAACUGGAUGGCCUCAAGACGUAUGGGCCUCGGAACUUGUUCCUGAGCAUAGUUAAACAAACAAACUUACUUAAACAAAAA
Messenger RNA from Drosophila grimshawi, 367 nucleotides. It is a transcript of the gene Hand, whose product is annotated as heart- and neural crest derivatives-expressed protein 1. The record is from RefSeq and is a predicted model, not a curated record. Lineage: Eukaryota; Metazoa; Arthropoda; Insecta; Diptera; Drosophilidae. The transcript is spliced from 4 exons. The coding region runs from base 1 to 342 and encodes 113 amino acids.